This is a messenger RNA of Corythoichthys intestinalis (scribbled pipefish), 5264 nucleotides long. It is a transcript of the gene wdr75, whose product is annotated as WD repeat domain 75. Gene Ontology annotation, cellular component: nucleolus. Gene Ontology annotation, molecular function: protein binding; RNA binding. The record is from RefSeq and is a predicted model, not a curated record. The transcript has 22 exons. Lineage: Eukaryota; Metazoa; Chordata; Actinopteri; Syngnathiformes; Syngnathidae. Bases 223 to 2739 code for a protein of 838 amino acids. Gene Ontology annotation, biological process: positive regulation of rRNA processing; positive regulation of transcription by RNA polymerase I.
AAAAUCGAUCAGUGCCAUGGCGACGGAGAGCCACUUCUUCUUCUUUGCAUUUCUGGCAGUCUCGACUCUCGACCCAGCCAGACUCCUAUCGACUCGACGCCCGGAACUAACGUCAUAUUGCCGAAAGAGCCUGUUGGUGGGGCCAUUGCUCAGUUUAUCAAGACAAAGACAGACGUUGUGAGGGUCAAAGUUGAGCCCGCGGCCCCGCCCCGCAGCGAAAACAUGGUGGAACACUCAGACAUCCGCGUGGUUCAUCGCGGCGGCAGUAAAAUCAACUUUCGAGCCCCUGUUGUCACCAGCGAUUCCAAGUUCCUCCUGUGCGCUUCGGGGGAGUGCGUAAAAUUGUACAGCACGACCACGGAGGAAUGCAUUCACGAGCUGCAGGGACACACCGACCUGGUCACGGGCGUGCUGCUUAAUCCCUCCAACCAUCUACAGGUCUAUUCCUCUUCUCUAGAUGGCACUGUUAGACUUUGGGAUUUUACAGAUGGUAUCCUAAUAAAGUCUUACGUUGUUGAGCAUCAGAUAUACGCCAUCUAUGCCUCAGCAGACCACAAAGGAGUCAUCUUUGUUGUCACCCCUGACCAAAGAAAUGGUUCUUUCCAGCUAGUGGCGCUACAUCUACCUCAGAGUGGUGAUCAGCUGGUAGUGGGCCUAGAACUUUCAGUUGUGCUCCAAGAUGUCUGCGCUUCUCCGGAAUCUAUUGCAUUCGGCAGAGGGGGGGAGUAUAUUACUUCAGUCAAAGGUUUGCAUUUGGUGGUCUAUUUCUUCAGGAAGCACAAGGCAUUCAACUUUUCCCUGAAACAAGACAACAGGAAGGGAGGCAAGAACACAUUCACCUGCGUCGCCUGUCACCCGAAGGAUGACGUGAUUUCCACCGGACAUGAGGAUGGAAAGAUUCGCUUGUGGAGAAACUUCAACCAGAAGAAGGAGUACACAUAUUCUACAUUACACUGGCACCACAAUGCUGUCAGCUCGCUGUGCUUCACCCCUGAAGGUACCAACCUGUUGAGCGGAGGUGUGGAGUCUGUGCUCGUCCAAUGGCGAUACGGUCAAGAGAGCCAAAAGGACUUUCUUCCCAGACUCGGUGGCGCAAUCACACAUGUCACCGUAUCUCCCGAUGGCUCGCUCUUCUGCACUUCGCAUGUAGAUAACAAAAUCACAAUUAUCCAGAGCUGUGUAAAAGUGUCUGCUGUCAUUCAGGGCCUUGUCCAAGGAGAAAGUGUCGCCACAGACUUGACUGUAGACCCUCGCAGCAAAGCGCUAGUGCUGAAUGGGAAGCCAGGACACUUGCAGUUUUACUCCCUUCACCGAGAUAAGCUGCUUUUUAAUUUAGAUAUUGUGCAGCAGGAAUACAUACACGAGUUGGGAUUGCAGCAGUUUGAGGUGGUGAAGGCUACUUUUGAUGCCUCUGGAAAGCACCUGGCCACAGUUGAGGAAAGGAAACAGAAAGCGGCAGAGUGGGAGCUCAAUUUGAAGUUGUGGAGAUUUGACGAACAAACACAAAGUUUUGUGCUGGACACAACCAUCUCAGCCCCCCACGAGGAUCGGAUUACUACCAUGUGCUUUGGUCCCACUGCCACAGACCACCAUGCCACCACGCUGGUUUCAGCCAGCAAGGACGGACACUUCAAAGCCUGGCAGCAGACAGUGCCAACCACCCACACAGAAGACGAGGGUCCGUCAUGGGCAUGCGACUUCGUGGGCUCUUAUCACAGCCUGGCGCCUCAGUGUUGCAGCUUCUCGGCCGAUGGCUCCCUGCUUGCCGUCAGCUUCCGGGAGGUAGUGACAGUGUGGAGCCCGGCCACUUGGGAGCUUCUAACUACUCUGUCCCAGCCACCGGGCAGUAUCAGGAAUCUUUGUUUUGGCCAACUAAGCUGUUCCAAAUACUUGCUGGGGACGACGGAGAAGAACCUGCUCUGCUGCUGGAAUCUCCUCACCUGCUCUUUGGAGUGGAGCACAUCCAUGGAUGUCAGCCUGCUGCUACAUGACCCGCUGUCUGAGAACAUGGCAGCGUUCUGUAGUCAAGAUGGAUGUACUGACUUGUUUGUGUUUAAGCCCUGUGAGCCACGUCCACUGUUUUGCCAAAAGGCUGUGUGUCCAGGAAAAGUCACCCGGGCUGUCUUCUCUCCAAGGGAAGCCAUGCAGGAAAGCUGCGAUGAGAGCUGCCAGUGGCUCAACCGAUCCCAGCUGUAUUUCCUGAGCCAGCACAUGGAACUUAAGACGUUUAUCACAAAGGCUGAGGAGAAGCGACUGAUGGGUUCUAAUAAACAGCUUGCCAUCGACGACACCGUUGCCAUGACGCCCUUCCACCUAUUGCUAGGCCAACAACGGCAAGAAGUAGACAAUCUUGGCCCUACAGACAAUCCCGCCAUGGCAGAGAGGCUGCAGCUCCAGCAGAGCUCUGCUGCUAUUAAGGAGCUUCUGCAGACGCCCGCACACGUCCUCCCUUCUGCCACUUUCCUCUGCUCCAUGUUUGUACAGUCAUUGCUCAUCUCCGUCACAGACUCAAGUAAACCAAAACACACAGAGGAGGAAAUGGAGAGCGAGAAAGAGGAAGAGGGGUCGUCCGAUGAGGAGGAAAUGGAAACUGGCGCCGUAAUGGCCAAGCGACUGGCACUUGAAGAAGGCAAGACGGCCGGACCAGCAGCCCCUGCGUUAACGCGAACGCAGGCUAGAGAACUGAAGAGAGUGAAAAAACUGGAACGCAGCUGGCUGAGCACUCUCCUGGACUGCUAAGCUAAAACAUGAGAAAUUCAAGUUGAGAACUUGUCAUUUUUAUCCGGAUAUUUUAGUAAAAAAUGUAUCACUCAUUGCCACAACGACUGUGCUGAAAACUCUCUCUUGCUAUUGGAAUGUUUUGGCAAUGACGAUUAGUGAAAUGUUUGAAAAUUCAAUGGAAGGGGCCAUCUAUUCAGUGUUAUGUACUGUAGGCCUGUCACACAAAGGUUUUAGAAUGAUAGUUUCCCAGAAACUUGUGAUGAGUGCAAUUUUCCCCUAUUUGCAUAUUUCAGCAUCUAAAUCAACAGACAUUUUAAGGUCAUAAAAAUUUUGAUUUAGCAAUUUAACUCAUUAGCUGACAUUGAAGGAGAUGUCCUAUCCAUUUGAACUAGGAGGUAUGGCAGCAAAGAACGAAUGUAGUUCAAAUGCAUUGAGUGUAUUACUAGGUGCAAACUAAUUUGCAGCGGAAGGCUGAAGAGAGCUACGUGAUGUCUAGCAUUGUCAAUGGCACUAAAAGACUUAAAGAGGCAUCUACAUGAAAUAUUAGUCAUAGCAAUACUGGCCCUGUACUCACUUGGGCCAGAUUGGUGCCAAAAUAUGCAGUAUCGCAUAUCUUUAUUCUCCACAGAAACAAGCAAACAUGAGCCAGUUGGCUCACUGAGAACUGAGCAAAGUGAUUGAAUACAGUAACAGAUAACACCCUGAAAAACUAUUGUUGGCCAUUUUAUAUAUCAGCGGUUGAUAUAGUAAUGAUUGUGGUAGGCCUAAUGUACUGUAUAUAAUGUGUUGUUCACAAUAGUGUCAUUCUGUCCUACUUUGAACAUUAAGUAAAAAUUGGCAUUUAUUAUUUUGCUUAAAAAAAUGUUGUGGAUAGUGCCUUUUUAGAAAAAUGUAUCAUGGCAUAGCGCUUCUUAGGAAAGUGCAACAUAAUAGUUUGUCCUCUUUUGGGGGGGGGUAUAAAGUUCCUGAUCCUGAGCCAUCAGUUGAGAAUUACUACUCUUGUGUCCGGGAAAAUAAAAACCCUGAUCAAUCAUCAUCAAAAUGUUUGUAGGCACAUUGGGCACAAUGACGAUUUUUUUUUUUUUUUUUUUUUGUCCCUAUGGAUGCUAAACCUUACAGGAAAAAUUAUCACUACGGUGGACAUAAUUUUAUUCAAAAGUUGUCAUGAACUUAUUCACUGCCAGCCCAGGUUCAGAGUAUGCGUUGUGGUAGUCAUAGUAAAAAAAGGAAAUUGAUAUUAAAAACCACUAUUGAUGGCAAUGUACGUCUAAUUUAUUUCAAAUGAGUGAUCGCGUCCAUCACCUCCCAGUUAAAAUAUAUUGGACGUCUAUUGCCUUCAAUGACAGCCAAAGAGUUAAGUAACGUGACACACAAGAUUUAUAAAAUAAUGAAAGGGCAAAAUACACACAGGCCAUACUAAUUUGAAUUUCUUAUUUGUUUUUAAAUGUCGAUUUCUUUUUAGUGUUUGAAUUUGUUUUUAUUUAGAAAUAUAUUGUAUUACUCAUGGCUUGUUUUUUUUUUUUUUUUUUUUUUACACAAAAAUGGAUGCUUCAGUUAAAACAAAUUUUUUUUUCAUUGUUUAUCACAAAAUAUGUGAUAACACUAAUACUGCAAUUAAAUGUCAUAUGAGGUCAGCAAAAUAUUGUCCUGUGGGCCACAAAUGGCCCCUAUCCAUAUGUAAGUAAAACAUUUAUGAAGAAAAAAAAAAUCUAAAUUUGUGUAUGAAAUAGUUAAGCGUUUCCUUUUGUGCGCCCUCUAUGGACACUAGGGGUGUAACAAUUGCUUUAAAUGGAUACAUUGAUGUGUUACAUACAAUCGAACAGAAAUCGAUCAAACUGCAAAAUAGUGAUCCCUCACUACUUUGCGCUUCAAACUUCGCGCCCACAUUCCAACGUGGAUUUUUUUUUCUAUUAAAAAAAUACAGAUGAACUGUCCCGAGCCGAUCGCAUAGUCUCACUCUCGUUCCUUCCCUCCCUCUCUCUGUUCGUCAGGCACUGCUGGACUGCACUGCAGUUGCUUAUUUAAGUUAACUAUGUUGACGGAUGUUUGUUUUUGAUCUUGCCAGAGUCAUGAACUUCAAAAGCGCUGCAUGUGUCAAUCAUUGUUCAUCGUUUAACUUGCUAAACAGUUGCUCUGGCAACUCAUUGUAAGUGAGAGGAUUUGAGUAGACUCCCUCAAUGAAGCAAUCAAUAAAGCGUAGCGUUUUUCCACUACAGUUCUUUAUUCUUGUUUAAAAAUAAUUCGGUGGGACAGAAACCUGUUUAAAACUUAUAAUUAUCACAUUUGAAGUGCUUAAAACCAUUUAUUAAAAUAUAUGUAUAUAUAGAUUUUUUUAAAUUAUAUUUUUGGGGGGAAAAAAGGGAAAAAAACCCAUGUUUUAUAUGUAGCUGUUUCCAAUGCUAAAUAUGAAUAAAUACAUUGAACACACACACACACACAAAAUUGGGGGUGUGCUAGUUUGCGGUUUUUCACGUAUCGCGUCAGGUUCUGGUCCCCAUUACCCGCGAAAAACGAGGGAUCACUAUAGAGUAAUAACUUUUAGA